Molecule: messenger RNA, 3495 nt
Organism: Linum trigynum
Lineage: Eukaryota; Viridiplantae; Streptophyta; Magnoliopsida; Malpighiales; Linaceae
Source: the annotation of a GenBank genome assembly
GUCACAGAAUAGGAGACGACUCGUUUGACACGUCAGCAGAAAGCAAAGCCACAGGAGAACCACGUCCUUCUCUCCCCCUUCCCUAUCCAAUCCGCUCUUCUCUUCCCCACUGGUUUCCUGUGAAGCGAGAAGCUCUGCUGCUCUCCCACUCUCCAAGCGUGAAAAUCCGAGCCGGUAAAACGCACAAGGCGUGAGCGAGAGAGAGAGAGAGAGAAACCUCAUCACUAGCAGAAUCACGGCAAUGUCGUGAAAGUUGAGGAACGCCGUUACGGAUUCCUCUUUUUUUUUUUUUUUUUUAAUUCCUCGAGGGAACGGGAGAGCGUAGGGAAGAAGCAGGUCGAGAAUGGAGUGUAUCGGGGCGCGGAACAUGGCGAUCACGGCGGUGUUCUCUUUCCCCACGGCAACGUCGAGCCGGAGAUUGCAGCUGAGUUAUCGCCCUCCUCCUCUUCAUUUUCCUCCCGCCGCCGCCGCGGAUGAGAAGCGGAAGAAAAUGUGCUGCAAGGAGCUGAGAAUUGCGAGCGGCGGCGCAGGGAGCGAGAGUUGUGUGGCAGUUAUUGAUGAUUUCGCCGACGAGGAGGAUUUCGUCAAGGCCGGUGGCUCCGAGCUGUAUUUCGUCCAAAUGCAGCGGAAGAAAGACAUGGAUAAACAGUCCAAACUUGCUGAUAAGUUACCGCCUAUAACAACCAGAGGCGAAGUACUGGAUUUGGUGGUGAUUGGUUGUGGUCCAGCUGGGCUGGCACUUGCGGCAGAAUCGGCCAAGUUGGGAUUGAAUGUCGGGCUAAUUGGACCUGAUCUUCCUUUUACUAACAAUUACGGCGUUUGGGAGGAUGAAUUUAAAGAUCUUGGUCUUGCUGGAUGCAUUGAGCACGUCUGGAGGGACACUAUUGUAUAUCUUGAUGAUGGAGAUCCCAUUAUGGUUGGCCGCGCCUAUGGCCGAGUUAAUAGAGACUUGCUUCAUGAAGAAUUGUUAAGAAGGUGUGUCGAGUCAGGUGUUUCAUAUCUUAACUCGAAAGUGGAAAGUAUAGUUGAAGCAACUGAGGGACACAGUGUUGUAGUCUGUGAGCAUAAUGUUCUUGUUCCGUGCAGACUUGCCUCUGUUGCAUCAGGUGCAGCUUCAGGAAAACUCUUGGAGUACGAGGUAGGAGGCCCGAGGGUCUCUGUUCAAACUGCAUAUGGCGUGGAAGUUGAGGUGGAAAACAAUCCAUAUGAUCCCAGUCUGAUGGUUUUCAUGGAUUACAGAGAUUACACUAAGCAAGAUCCUUCAUCACUGGAAGCUCAAUACCCAACAUUCCUCUACGUUAUGCCCAUGACCUCCACGAGAGUCUUCUUUGAGGAAACAUGUUUAGCAUCAAAAGAUGCCAUGCCGUUUGACUUGCUAAAAAGAAAGCUCAUGUCGAGACUAGAGACCAUGGGAAUCCGAAUUUUGAGAACUUACGAAGAGGAAUGGUCGUAUAUUCCAGUUGGCGGUUCCUUACCAAACACGGAGCAAAAGAACCUUGCAUUUGGUGCUGCUGCUAGCAUGGUACAUCCAGCAACAGGCUAUUCAGUAGUGAGAUCAUUGUCAGAGGCACCCAGCUAUGCUUCGGUCAUUUCAAACAUACUAAAACAGGACCAGUAUAAUGGCAGCCUUGGUCAGAGAACAAGUAAUGCAAACAUCUCGAUGCAAGCUUGGGAUUCUCUGUGGCCUUUGGAAAGGAAACGUCAAAGGGCAUUCUUCCUCUUCGGAUUAGCGCUUAUAUUGCAGCUGGACAUUGAAGGCAUCAGGACCUUCUUUCGUGCUUUCUUUCGCGUGCCUAGAUGGAUGUGGCAGGGAUUUCUUGGUUCGAAUCUAUCGUCAGUGGAUCUCAUGCUGUUCUCCUUUUAUAUGUUUGUUAUUGCACCAAACGAAAUGAGGAUGUCCCUUGUCAGGCAUCUACUCUCCGAUCCAACUGGAGCGAUCAUGAUAAGAACAUAUCUCAACAUAUAAGCUCUCUCUCUCUCUCUCUCUCUCUCUCUCUCUCUCUCUCUCUCUCUCUCUCUCUCUCUCUCUCUCUCUCUCUCUGAUGUUUACGCUUCUCCUGCUCUGUGUUUCUUCUGGUUCACCCCUACCCUCUUUAGAGCUAUAUCUUAUGUAGAGAUUUCAAGUUUGUAUAGUUAAUAGGACUGACUAUGUGGUGGCACCCAGCCAAAAUGAUGUUUCAGUUUUGUAACUGAAGACUGAAUUAGUGUGAAUAUAUAAUGUCGUAAGUUUGUCAUUGUAACAUGAGAAUAUGUUUUUUUUUUCCCCUUCUUUUUCUUCUGUGGGAUGAGAAUAUGUUUUACGUUUCAACUUUUUCCGGUCAAAAUAUUAUUCAUUCUGCGUAGCAUAAUUUCACUUUUGGGCGUAUCAUGGUAACUUUUCAUAGGUCAUCUAUAAUAAAGCAAUGAAAAGAUAUGCUAACAUUGCCAGUUCAUUAUUUUCACUGGAUUAUACUAAUCGAAUAAAUAAAGAAAGUACUUGGCUGUUGUGACUUGAUUUAUUAGAGGAACUCGGUCAUUAGAAACCAGGGUUUGGCACAGAACAAUAGGUUUUUUCUCAUAUGGCCUGGAGCAUUUGGCAGCACGACUUGGAGAAGAGAUAUUGGAGGUGCAUGUUGGAUUUUGCUUAGGUUUUAACUAGGGAACAUAUCUUUUUAUGCUUGAAAUUUUACAAACCUAAAAUGAAACACUUUUAUGUGAAAAUUUGGGUCUUGAAGAUGAGGAAGACCGCCUCGACUUCAUGACUAGAAGUCGCCAAGGAAUCGAACUUAAUGAAGCCAAAAUCUUGAACUUGUGAACCACCUAUUGAUUGAAAUCUAUUUGAGACCUUCAGAAUGAAGGUUGGCUUGGUCGAAAAUAUUUGAGAGCUCAGACAUCUUUCUAUUGCCAGGAGUUUCACGUACUUUUGCAGUGGUAUGAGAGAAGGGAAAAGAGAAGCAUAUGAAUUAUGAAGACUUAGAGAGAGAAAAUAGAGAAGAAGUAAUCAAUGUAUAUUGUUCUUUAUCUCCCAUCAAUUAGGGAUUAGUUAGUUUGCUAACCCCUUUAUAGGGUUGGAAAAAUGACACCACCUAUUAAUUAUAGUUAAUCAUGGUAUUAAAAUCGUGUUGCAUUUAAUAAUCUUUGAGAAUUAAAAACACAUAUUAAUUACAUUUUUUAUUUAAUUACCAUUGCACUGAUACAACUAUCAUUGUACCUGUACACUGAAUUCAUAUUAAUUACAUUUCUUUUUUUAAACUACCAUUACACUAAUACAACUACCAUUGCACAUGUACAUUGAUAUCAUUGCAUUGAAAAAAGAAAAGUAAUUAAUAUGAAUUUUUAAUUCAGACAGAUUAUUUAAUACAACAUAAAUCAAUUACCUUAAAAGCCUAUAAUUAAUAGGGGGUGUCAUUUUUCCGACCCAUUUAGGAGUAGUCAUGCUAUCUCACCCUCAUCGAUUACUCCUUUGAUGUUGUGAUGAGCAUCAUGACAUGACGACAUUAAACCUUUAGCUUGUGU